UUGCCUGUACUAUAAAUUAUACAGGCAUGUCUAAUAAAACGUGAUUUCACAAAAAAAAACUCCUCAAAACAACAAUUUUAUGUUUGAGCACAAAAAUCAGCUGUUUUAACGUGCGGUUUUCCGCUUUGCUAAUGCUCAGAGAAUGUACCUUAAUGUGAAGCUUAAUCUUUCUCCCACCGAAGGUUGAUGCAUUUCCUUAUCCACGGUCUACCGUACUGUGAGUGUUACUUUAUAGCUGGUGCUUGCUUGUUCUUCAUAUGCAAUGGUAGUACAAACGAUGAGAAUGUACGGAUCAUUUUCCCCAACUUUUGCGUGCUCAGUGCAAUUCUUACCGCUCGUGGCGAGUUGCGAGAGUUUGCUACUGCCGAGCGUUUCGUGUGUAAUACAAAAGUUCAGUUUUCGUUUGAGCCGCUUACAAAACGGAUGCGUUUCACAAUUUUCCAACUUUCUGUUGCGCGAAUACGCAAAGUGUUUUGUGUCGCGGCAGUGCGUGAUGAUGACAUCGAUCUCUACUAAUCAAGUGUAAAGUGGUUAAUGGCAAGCGUAGCUGGUGCUGGAAUUUUCAUACCACGAUAGACCAAAGCCGCACUUGUUAGCUUUUCCCACCUUGCUGGCAAAUCUUCAUUACCGAGAGAAAGAGCGUAAUGAAACGACCCGAACCGAACCGGACCCGAACAGCCACAGAUGGCGGCACAGUGGCCCUAAACAUCGCUCGCGAUCGCAAAAAGACACGAACAUAUACGCUGGCAGUUCCCUUUCUGCUCGCCAGUCAUUCGCACGCAUUUUACUGACCGGACACACCAUAAGGCGACUGCGUUUUUAGUGCAAUCCAGUGCAGGAAAGACCAACCGAAGAUAAGGAGUGUAGUGGAAGAUUUACUUACUGUACAUACUUGUGCACUAGUGAGCCGUGAGUCGAUGAAAGAAAGUGCAAUAACACGAUUAACGGUGGUGCGAACUGUGGUUGUUUGAUAGUGAAAUUGUGGCAAAACGGCAAAUGCAGCUAAUGCACGAAAGUAAGUGUUUUGUAGUGGAAUGAAGUACGAGCAUACUGUAAGAGAAGAAAAAAUAAAUGCAGUGUAAAUGAUUCAAUCUGCUGCUGCAAAAAAAAGAAACAACGGUUUGCAUCUAUUGCAACCAAAUUGCAGCACUCAAGGAAGUCGCAAUGUAAUGUGAAAUGUGAGUGUUAGCAAGUUUCUUACCGCAUUUUUGCAAGCUGCCCAGCUUCACGAUCGUGUCAGUGAGGUAAGGGCAUGGUGUUUGAUGCAUUGAAUUACUAAAGUCCAAAGGGAGUUUCUUAUGUGGUUUUACAUAAAUUCCUACAAUUGUGUAAAUCAUCAGUUCAAUAAGUAUUAAUAUUACCUGCCAAAAAGAUGAAGCAUUAUUGUACUAAACGUAAUUGAUCGUGUGAUGUAGUAAGUGAAAACAAAACGCAUGUAUAAAGUGAUAGUGUGAGUGAGCUACAAAUAAUUAACCAACAUAAUAUAAUAUGCAACAAAGUGAAUGAUAAAUUGAUCUGUGGCUUUUUAAAAAUGGAAAAAGUUUAAUAGUGUACAGUGGCUAAAAAAACGUAAAAAAGCAACAAUCAUUAAGCUAUUUAUUAAAUCCGUAAACCGGAUCAGUCACACGACGGGGGUUUUGAUUUGUGCUCCCCAAAAAAAGGGAACACAUUCGCACUAAAGAAAUAAAUCGUAAAAGCUACAGCUGCAAAACUCACGCCAAAAGAAGAACAAAAAAACACACACAACACCACACCUCACAUCUGAUGACGAUAUCACUGCAGGCACGGCUGCUUAAAUAACGUUCUUUCCAACGAUGGAACUGCUUGUAUCGCCGGAUGCUGCCCGCAACAUUGCUGCGGGUGUGCUGGAUCAGGAAAGUUACGACCACCAGUGCCAUCAGGGUGGUAUUGUUAAUCCGGCCGCAACGAUUGAUCUUGACCAGGAGCAGGUUGAGCAUGGUGCCGUAAUUAGUGACAUUGCUAAAAUACCGCGUGUCCCGGGAGAUGGUGCUCAAGCACCAGACGACGACAAUGGCGAUGACAGGGUACGACCCACACCACCUUCUUCCGUGGUGCCACGUGGUGUCACGACAACCACCGACCGAAACGAUCGAUUGCGAACACUUUCGCUUGCGGGAUGUGAACCAGAAGCUAACGGUGACCUGCCUAAGGUUGAUCCGAAUCGAACUGAUGAUCCCGGGGGCAAUUUGGAAAGGGCUGACAAUGAAAAACCACAACCGAACGGAGUAAUGUCACCGUCAUUCACCAUCCAGCAGUGCGGCGGUACCGACGUCCAGGAGAGCAACAAAGGUGGCGAUCCAUUACCACCACCACCGCCGGGCGGAGGAGAACUACCAGGCCUUGGAACAAAUCCUACCAGUACCCACAAUCCACCGCACACCAACAACACCUACUCGGCGUUCAAGCGCGGCAACGUGGUUAAGGGCAUACUGUGCCCAUCCAUGACGAACUCGUUCCGUGCACCGUCCCUCGAACGAUCCUAUCUGACCUAUUCGCACCGCCAGCGCCAGAAGUCGCUGAUCCUGGUGAACGUGGUAGACCUGGUGCUGAAGGUGGUGCUGGCCUCGGUCUGGAUUGGCUUCAACAGUGGCAUGACAAUCAAGCCGCACGAGGUAACCUGGUCCGUGUGCUGUAUCAUUUCGAACUUUCUGAUCUGCGUGCUCGGGAGCUGGCGUCUGUUCGCUAACAACUAUCUGCAUUGGGCGGCCGUCUGCACCUGGCUGCUGCUGAAUCUGCAGGGAUUCCUCGGCGAAGGGUUGGGCUUUGCCGAGCGCGAAUAUUUGAUCUGGUACGUGCUGUUCAUUAUCUUUGUGCCGUACGCGAUGCUACCGUUGCCGCUCAAGUGGUGCAUGAUUGCCGGCUCGAUGACUGCCAUUUGCCAUUUGGUAGUGACAUCGCUUAACAAAUUUCUGCACGACAAGGAUCCGAGCUGCAUCGUACGACAGAUGAUUGCCAAUCUGUUGCUAUACCUAGCCAUCAACUUUGCCGGCAUGUACACUAAAUAUCUGACCGACCGCGGGCAGCGGUUAGCCUUCAUCGAAACUCACAAGGCUAUGGAGCACAAGCGCGAAUCAGAGAAGGAGUACCAGCGUACGCAACGAUUGCUCGACUCAAUUUUGCCAAUGUUCGUCAACAAUGACAUACGGAAGGAAAUGUACAAAUCGCCCGAACAGGCACAGGUUGAUACGCAAUUUAAAAAGCUGUACAUUUACCAUAUGGACAACGUGAGCAUACUGUUUGCGGACAUUAAGGGCUUUACUGAGUUGGCGAGCAAAACGUCCGCGCAGCAGUUGGUAAAGAUAUUGAACGAUCUGUUUGCACGGUUUGAUAAAAUUGCUGAGGAUAACCACUGUUUGCGCAUUAAAUUGCUCGGAGACUGUUACUACUGUGUGUCCAUGUUCGACAGUCAAAGCUGGAAAAGCCGUCCCGAUCAUGCGGUGUGUAGUGUCGAAACUGGUCUUCAUAUGAUUAAAGCCAUUAAAGAUGUCCGGUGUCAGACGAACGUGGAUCUGGAUAUGCGUAUCGGAAUCCAUAGUGGAUCGGUAAUGUGUGGAGUAUUGGGCGAAAAGAAAUGGCACUUCGACGUGUGGUCGAACGAUGUGGUCAUAGCGAAUCACAUGGAAUCGGGCGGUGUCCCGGGCAGGGUACACAUCUCUGAAGCUACGCUGAAGUGUCUCAACGACACGUAUGAGGUCGAACCGGGCAAUGGAGGAAGCCGAGACAGCCAUCUAAAGAUGAUGAACAUCAAAACCUUUCUCAUCAAGCGAACUGAACCGUUGCGGCCACGUAAACGGCUCAUGGAUCGGCAAAGCACGGUACAGUUUGAGAAGGAAACAGCGGGCCGAACUGGUGAAUCACGCUUCCGGAAGGAUUCGAAAACACCGAGCAUAACUUCGAACAGCACAAACACAACCGGUACGACGGCUACAUGCUCGGGAGCGUCAGCAACGAGCCAUAUCACAGGAAAUGCGGCCCAUCAGCACACGAAUAACAACAACACUAGCAACAAUAACAACAAUCAUAUCACUAAGCGCACAAGCAAAUCGACAAUCCACGAAGAUGAACCGACAACCGAUUGGAUACCGGAGAUUCCGUUCAAGAAUCUGAACGAGUGCGGUGUGAACGCGGCGGAAAGCUUCCGCGACAAGAAACACUCGGAUCGGGAAGAUCCACUAACGUCGACGGAGGAGGUGGACGAGCUGAUCGAUCAGAGCAUACAGAUCAACUCGAACAAGGAGAUCCGCCAGGAGUAUCUGUACACGUGGACGCUCAAGUUCAAGGAUUCGUCCCAGGAGGGUACAUUUUGUCAGCUGCGCGAGGACAUGUUCCGUUCGAACAUGUUGUGUGUGUUUGUCGUAUGGAUCUUUAUCGUACUGUGCCAAGCGGUGAUCAUUCCGCGCUGUACAAUACUGAUCGUUGCCCUGUCGAUCACCACGUUUCUGCUGACGGUCGGUUGCAUUCUCGUAAUGGCGGAAGAGUUCUCCGGAUUGCCAAAGUUUCUUCAGAAAAGCUCCUCAACGCUCGUGCACGAUCGGAGCAGGCGGACGAUUUUUGUCUGCCUCACGAUCAUCCUAAUGUCGAUCGCUAGCUCGAUGGGGUUGAUGAUGUGCGAUCUGGAGGAGGUGGAAAUUACACCGGAUCGUAGUACGGUAAGCCCGAGCUACGCUUACUGGCAGACCGGUGGACAGCUGAAUGUGAACAGUACCACGGUGACAUUCCUACGUCGUGCGCUCGGCGAAUCGAUGGAGCUGAACUUGAUGAAUCGUACCUUUAGUGAGUUAGAUUCGAAUGGCACUGAGACACCGAUGGAACCGCAGAAUGAUGAGUUGCUUGAGGAGGAUGGACAAACACCAAGCCAGCCCGUGAUUCACGCAUCCUGUGUGCAUCCCGAGUACGUUGUGUUUACUUGGGUGCUCUGCCUGAUCUCGCUGGCGACAGCCCUUAAACUGUACUACCUAGUGAAAACAUUCAUGGCCAUUGCAAUGGUGGCUUGCUACUCCUUCCUAAUAUUGCUCGUGUUCGAAAGGGUGUUCGAUUCGUACGAUUUGCAGUACAUACAGGCCAGCGGUAUGCCACUGGCAGGACAGAUGAUGAUCUUGCUCGGCGUUUUCCUAACGAUGGUUACCUAUCACGCACGGUUGGUCGAGGUUACAUCGCGGUUAGAUUUCAUCUGGAAGGAACAGGCCGAAAAAGAACUUUCCAACAUGAAAUCUAAUCGCCAUCUGAAUGAUCUGUUGAUUAAAAACAUUCUCCCGGACCAUGUCGCCACGUACUAUCUGUCCGAGGAGCGUACCGAUGAGCUGUACGCUAAGAUGCAUGAGCUGUGCGGUGUGAUGUUUGCCUCCAUACCGAACUUUAAAGAUUUUUACUCGGAGGACAUUGAGAAUGGGAAGGCAUGCAUACGCAUACUGAACGAGAUCAUAUCGGAUUUCGAUUCGCUGCUCGAGGAGCCACGGUUUGAGAAGGUGGAAAAAAUCAAAACAGUCGGUGCGACCUAUAUGGCUGCAUCGAAUCUCUGCUCGACGAAAAAGCAACACGUUGACGAACAGGACGAGGAAGCCGUAUGUGAUUUGGUAGAAUUUGCCCUAGCCAUGCGUCAGAAGCUGCAGGAAGUGAAUAAGGAUGCAUUCAACACGUUUCAGCUGCGCGUCGGUAUCAGUAGUGGCCCUCUGGUGAGUGGUGUCAUCGGUGCUCGCAAACCGGUGUACGAUAUCUGGGGCAACACGGUAAACGUUGCCUCGCGUAUGGAUUCGACUGGUGAAAAUUGGAAGGUACAGGUACCGGAUUACACUGCCGCAUUGCUUCAAACGAAAGGGUACACCUGUGUGCAACGUGGUGAAGUGAAUGUGAAGGGUAAAGGACUAAUGCUAACCUACUGGGUGCUGGGCAAGAACAUUUCCGCCAGUCAAUUAACGUCUCCUGCCCUAGUGCCUGCCGGUGUCCCACAGGCACAGACUCCAUCUUUACAGCGACAAACGUCCCAGCAUAGUUCGCUAGCAGCGGUCGUGUUCGGCAUGAUGCAAGCAUCCAAACGGAGUAAUAUAAACACGACACCAACCGCAACGCCUUCUCCGAGAACCCGGUUCGGGCGACGGGGAAGCACAUUCAGCUCAGUGAGAUUGAAUCAGAGAGCGCCGUCUAACAAUCCGGUACGCCGCAAUACGACUCGUGUCCGUGGCCGUAGUUACACUAUGAAGCGGUAUCCAACCGUUUCAUCGCCCACGAUGGGUUCGACGAUGCCGGCGGAAGAUUUUGGCAUCAGUCCGCACAUACCAUCCUUUCGCCAAUUGCACCAGGAAGCUCCCAAAUCCCACCAGACAGGCCUGUGAAUGUGUGCCACCGUUCAUCGUAGGUCUUCCCUUUCCUGGACUUCCCGGAAGCAAACUCCCUCUCCCCGUGAUGUCUGUGACGUUCUUAGCCAAAUUUUCUAGUCAACACGAAUGAACAAAGUAUUUUAGCGAGUUAGGAAGUGAACUGUAAACGAGGAUUUUCAGGAUAAAGUGAUUAUAUAGCUAGAACGGUUCAGAAGGACGCAACUAGUGUUUGUGCGUGUGGUUAGAAUAGUUUGAUCAUAUCUCACACGAUCAGACAGGGAUAAGUUCACCUGCAUACAUUAGCAAAUCGAGAACCAGGACUCGUAUUGUGCACAUAAGUGUAUACUGCAAAACCAAUCCAAUCCAGCACACCAUUGGUAUUUAGCAUAAGUAUGUUUGUGGUUCCUUUGCGACUUAAUUUUGAAUCUAAGCUUUUGUCGAGAUAGGUUUGUAACAAAACAAAACAAAAAACGAUGUGGUGUACAACAAAGCUUAGUGUUUUGAAAAGACAUAGCAUAAACAAAUGGCAAAGGACUGUUGUCACGAGCGACCUUAUUUGUAAAGUCCGCAACAAAGAACCGUGUGCAUAUAGCACGGUACAAUGUGCGCAACAAAUCUGUUUUGUUGCUAUUUUCAGUAUUUGUAGCUACGUACUAUUGUAAGGACAAAAAAGCUUAAUACAAACCACGGUAAUUAAUGUCACCGUCCAUAGUCGUUGUUUUGUUUUACGAACUGGAACAAAAAUGUGCAAUAAAAGAAAACCAAAGAAAAAUAAACCAAAACCGUCAUGGAAUAGGAAA
Anopheles funestus (African malaria mosquito) is the source of this 7135-nucleotide messenger RNA. It is a transcript of the gene Adcy8, whose product is annotated as adenylyl cyclase 78C. Gene Ontology annotation, cellular component: plasma membrane. Bases 1815 to 6350 code for a protein of 1511 amino acids. Gene Ontology annotation, molecular function: adenylate cyclase activity. NCBI's taxonomy places the organism in Eukaryota, Metazoa, Arthropoda, Insecta, Diptera, Culicidae. The transcript has 13 exons. Gene Ontology annotation, biological process: adenylate cyclase-activating G protein-coupled receptor signaling pathway; cAMP biosynthetic process; intracellular signal transduction. The record is from RefSeq and is a predicted model, not a curated record.